AUGGCCACCCUCAACAUGUUCCUCAGACUCUUGUCUUUGUUGUUGUUCCUUCUGAUCCCAGUUUCAUCUCAGCCUAACCAGAUCUUCUAUGCUGGAUUCAAGGGUGUGGAUGGCAAUAAUAUGACCCUUGAUGGGGUGGCAGAAAUAGAGCCAAAUGGGGUACUGAAACUCACUAAUGAUUCAAGUAAAGUAAUGGGUCAUGCUUUUUAUCCAACUGCUUUUAAGUUCAAGAACCCUAGUGAUGGUAAAGCUUUCUCCUUUUCUUCUUGUUUUGCCUUGGUUAUUGUUCCUGAGUUUCCAAAGCUAGGAGGGCAUGGCCUUGCUUUUACAAUUGCAACAUCUAAGGAUCUGAAGGCUCUUCCAAGCCAGUAUCUUGGUCUUCUUGACUCAAGUGACAUUGGGAACUUCUCCACCCACCUCUUUGCUGUUGAGUUUGACACAGCCCGAGAUUUUGAGUUUGGGGACAUCAAUGACAACCAUGUUGGAAUUGACAUUAAUAGCUUGGCCUCCAAUGCUUCUGCACCUGCUGGUUACUACACUGGGGAUCAUGAUUCAGCCAAACAUAAUCUCACACUUCAAAGUGGGCAACCCAUUCUAGUUUGGGUUGAUUAUGACUCUGCUCAAAGUGUUGUUAAUGUCACAAUUUCUGCAUCCUCUACCAAACCCAGAAGGCCACUCUUGUCCUUUCCUGUGGAUCUUUCACCAAUCCUUAAGGAUUUCAUGUAUGUUGGGUUCUCUGCAUCAACAGGGUUACUUGCUAGCUCCCAUUAUAUCUUGGGUUGGAGCUUCAAAGUCAAUGGGCCAGCUCCACCCCUUGAUCUCUCUUCCCUCCCACAGCUUCCAGGGCCAAAGAGGAAACUCACAUCUUUGAUAAUUGGGUUUUCAGUCUCUGGUGUUGUUCUUGCGUUGUUUGCUGUUUUACUUGGCUUCUACAUGUAUAGAAGGUACAAAAAUGCUGAUGUUAUAGAAGCUUGGGAGCUUGAGAUUGGGCCACACAGGUAUUCCUACCAAGAGCUCAAGAAAGCAACAAAAGGUUUCAAGGACAAAGAGCUGCUUGGACAAGGUGGAUUUGGGAGCGUCUACAAAGGAACAUUGCCAAAUUCCAAUACCCAAGUUGCUGUUAAGAGAAUUUCACAUGACUCCCGACAAGGCCUGAGAGAAUUUGUAUCAGAAAUAGCCAGCAUAGGCCGGCUUCGCCACCGGAAUCUGGUUCAGCUGCUGGGGUGGUGUCGCCGCCGUGGUGAUCUCCUCCUUGUGUAUGAUUUCAUGGCUAACGGGAGCUUAGACAAGUACUUGUUUGAUGAGCCAGAAACAAUCCUAAGUUGGGAACAAAGAUUUAAGGUCAUCAAGGAUGUUGCUUCUGCCCUUUUGUAUCUGCAUGAGGGCUAUGAGCAGGUGGUGAUACAUAGAGAUGUGAAGGCUAGCAAUGUGCUGCUUGAUGGUGAACUCAAUGGAAGGCUAGGAGAUUUUGGAUUAGCCAGGUUGUAUGAACACGGGGCUAACCCAAGUACCACAAGGGUAGUUGGGACCUUAGGCUAUUUGGCACCUGAAGUGCCUAGGACAGGGAAAGCCACUCCUAGCUCAGAUGUUUUUGCAUUUGGUGCACUUUUACUUGAGGUGGCAUGUGGGCUUAGACCACUUGAUCCAAAGGCAAUGCCAGAAGAUUUGGUUUUGGUUGAUUGUGUGUGGAACAAGUACAAACAAGGAAGAAUACUUGAUGUGGUGGACCCUAGACUACAUGGUGCUUUCAAUAAAAGAGAGGUGCUCAUGGUGUUGAAAUUGGGGCUUCUGUGUUCAAAUGGCUCUCCCACUGCUAGGCCUAGCAUGAGACAGGUGGUGAGGUUUUUGGAUGGAGAUGUUAGUGUGCCAGAUGAGUUGAAAAAGCCAGGAGAAACAGGUUCCCAGGAGGGUUUUGAUGAAUUCUUGCACUUGCUUGAAUCUUCUUCGUUCGAUCAGAUGAGCAGAAGUUCCUAUGAUAGAAGUAGAUACAUGAGUGGCAGUUUUACUGAUACAUCUCUUUUUACUCCCCAUGGUAAAAAAGAAACAAUAUGA
This is a messenger RNA of Sphenostylis stenocarpa, 2052 nucleotides long. NCBI's taxonomy places the organism in Eukaryota, Viridiplantae, Streptophyta, Magnoliopsida, Fabales, Fabaceae. The record is from the annotation of a GenBank genome assembly.